CAGAAUUCCAGAAUAUACUUAGAUCCGGCAGGGCCUGUCGCACAGUCAUUAGUCUGCUGUACUUGAACAAACCAGGGCUUAAAAUGAAACAAGCUUGGAAUUUCACUCUGUUUUUCUAGAGAAGCCAAGUUUUGGGGAUAUUAAUCAUGAGAGAUUUACCACACAUUCCACUUCUUUCUAUCUUCACCAUGGCUGCUUUUGGUUUGGCGGAAAGACUCCCCAAAGCUCCUUUCAUUACCACGCCCCUUGAAACACUUGAUGGAUUAGUGGAAGACGUUGCCACUUUCAUGUGCGCAGUUGAUUCGAAUCCGCAGUCAGAAAUAACAUGGACACGUAAUAACAUUCCUAUCAGGUUGUUUGACACACGUUACAACAUUCGAGAAAAUGGCCAACUCCUAACCAUCCUCAGCGUAGAAGAAGGUGAUGAUGGUGUGUACUGCUGCCUGGCUAAAAAUGGAGUGGGGGAUCCUGCAGAAAGCUGUGGGGCUUUGCAAGUGAAAAUGAAACCAAAAAUUACUCGUCCACCAAUGAAUGUAAAGCUUAUAGAAGGAGUAAAGGCUAUCCUACCUUGCAAUACUUUAGGAAACCCAAAACCUUUUGUUACAUGGAUGAAAGGCGAAAAUGCUGUCAAGGAAAAUGCUCGCAUCUCCAUCUUAGAUUCUGGCAGCCUGAGAAUUCAGAAAGUACAAAGAGAAGACCUAGGCCAGUACCGCUGUGUGGCCAGGAACAGCCUCGGCACUGCAAUUUCCAAACCUGCAAUGCUGGAAGUGGAAGUGCUUGCCAGAAUCAUAAAGGCGCCUGAAUCACAGAAUGUUACAUUUGGAUCAAAAGUGUCUCUGAGAUGUACAGCAGCCGGCAUUCCAGUUCCAUCCAUCAGGUGGUUUGAAAAUGGAAAAGCUGUUUCACCAGAGUCUAUUGAGGACAAUAUCAAAGAUGGGGUCAUUUUCUCAAAGGUGCACAUUUUAGCAACCAGGCCAGGACUGUUUACUUGUAUGGCAGACAACAAGCACAGUGGUAGUUUUGGCACUGCAAAAGCUGCAGCAACAAUUAGCAUAUCAGAAUGGAGGCUUUACAAAGGAGAUACAGGCUACUGCAGCACCUAUAGAGGGGAUAUAUGCAAUGCUAUGCUCACAAAGGAUUCAUUGGUUUUCUUUAAUACGUCUAAUGCUGAACCAGAAGAGAGCCAGGAGAUGCUCGCUCAGACAGCCUGGAGUGAACUGAAAACAGUCAGCCCCCUUUGUCGACCUGCAGCUGAGACUCUUCUGUGCAACCUCUUUUUCCGUGAGUGCAACCCAACAGGAGAUGGCCCAGUUCCAAAGCCAAUAUGCAGGGAACAUUGUCUUGCUGUUAAAGGACUUUACUGCUAUAAAGAAUGGCUAUCCAUGGAGGAACAGUCACGCAAAGGAAUUUAUAAGCCUGGCUUAAUGCUGCAGACUCUUCCUGUCUGUGAGAAGCUUCCCAGCCUGCAUGACAACCCGUUGGCCUGUAUCAGAAUUCCAUAUUUUGAGUUGAAUAAGGAAAAUAUUACUAAAACAUGUUACAAGGGUAACGGUGGAGAUUACAGAGGAGAUGUCAACAUUACAGCAUCAGGAAUCCCUUGUCAGAAAUGGAGUCAACAGGUGCCUCAUCUACACGAGAAUAUCUUAAAUCUUUUCAAAGAGCAAUCCAGUGAAGAAAAUUAUUGUAGAAACCCAGGAGGAGAAUUUGAACGUCCUUGGUGUUACACAACAGAUCCUAAUGUUCAAUGGGAAUACUGCAACAUUCCAGUAUGUAGGACAGGUCCUCCACAUUUACCAACAACAAUAAAAACAGCAUUUGAGGUGCCACUUAUGCCAUCAUCAUCUUCAUCUUUCUAUCCAACACAUUCAAUGACUGUUAUCAUAUCAAUAAUAUCCAGCUUUGCCUUGACUUUACUGGUAAUUGUUGCCCUUGUUUGCUGCCGAAGACAAAAAAAGUUAAAAAAUAUAAACAGGGAAUCAGCACCGACUCUCACAGCGCUUCCAUCAGAACUUGUGCUAGAUAGAUUACAUCCAAACCCCAUGUAUCAGAGAAUGCCUCUCCUCCUCAACCAUAAGCUCAUAAGCCUGGAAUAUCCCAGGAAUAAUAUUGAAUAUGUCCGAGACAUUGGAGAAGGAGCUUUUGGAAGAGUGUUUCAAGCCAGGGCACCAGGUCUCCUUUCCUAUGAACCAUUUACCAUGGUGGCUGUGAAGAUGCUGAAAGAGGAAGCUUCUGCUGAUAUGCAGGCAGACUUCCAGAGGGAGGCAGCACUAAUGGCAGAAUUUGAUCACCCCAACAUUGUAAAGCUUCUAGGUGUGUGUGCUGUUGGGAAACCGAUGUGCCUGCUUUUUGAAUAUAUGGCCCACGGAGAUUUAAAUGAAUAUUUGCGUCAUAGAUCACCACGAGCUCUAAGUAGCCUAAGCCACAGUAGUCUUGCUGCAAAAGUCAGGCUCUCAGACCUGAAUCCAUCACCUCUUUCUUGUACUGAUCAACUACAUAUUGCCCGUCAGGUGUCAGCAGGAAUGGCCUACCUCUCAGAAAGGAAGUUUGUACAUCGUGACUUGGCCACCAGGAACUGUUUGGUGGGUGAGAACAUGGUGGUCAAAAUUGCAGAUUUUGGUCUUUCCAGGAACAUAUACUCAGCUGAUUAUUACAAAGCAAAUGAGAAUGAUGCCAUACCAAUCCGCUGGAUGCCUCCAGAGUCCAUAUUUUACAACCGUUAUACAACAGAGUCUGAUGUUUGGGCUUAUGGUGUUGUUCUGUGGGAAAUAUUCACUUAUGGCAUGCAGCCAUACUACGGCAUGGCUCAUGAAGAAGUCAUCUAUUAUGUUAGAGAUGGAAACAUUUUGUCAUGUCCGGAAAACUGUCCACUGGAAUUGUACAAUCUAAUGCGCCUCUGCUGGAGCAAUAUGCCCACUGAUCGCCCUAGUUUUGCUUGUAUCCAUCGCAUUCUGGAGCGUAUGUUUGACAGAGCUGUUUCUGCCCAAGUGUGAAGGAUAUGUGUUCCAGUGUGGCAUAAUACUUCCUUUAGUCCUUAUAAAAAAAUGCAUAGUCCUGCCACUUAUCAUGGAUGUGUAACCAUUAUACA
Messenger RNA from Pseudophryne corroboree (corroboree frog), 3085 nucleotides. It is a transcript of the gene MUSK, whose product is annotated as muscle associated receptor tyrosine kinase. Gene Ontology annotation, cellular component: signaling receptor complex; plasma membrane. The transcript is spliced from 17 exons. Gene Ontology annotation, molecular function: transmembrane receptor protein tyrosine kinase activity; Wnt-protein binding; ATP binding. The record is from RefSeq and is a predicted model, not a curated record. Gene Ontology annotation, biological process: positive regulation of phosphatidylinositol 3-kinase/protein kinase B signal transduction; cell surface receptor protein tyrosine kinase signaling pathway; positive regulation of kinase activity. NCBI's taxonomy places the organism in Eukaryota, Metazoa, Chordata, Amphibia, Anura, Myobatrachidae. The coding region runs from base 147 to 2990 and encodes 947 amino acids.